UGUGUUCGCUUCAACUGUCAGCUGUGAGAGGAAGCAGCAGGUCGCAGCCAGCGGAGUGAUUGCUCAGAGGACCCGGGGCAGCGUCGUUCAGGGCAGGAGGUCUGGACUCUGCUGGUCCAGGAUGGAGGACUUCCGGCGGACUUACUUGCGUGUGUGUAAGGAGGACGGCGUGGAGCCUCAGGAGAGCGUGGCGUCCCGGCUCCAGGAGAGCCGGUCCGCCCGGGGGUCCCGGCUGGACCUGAGCGGACAGAGUCUGUCUGCAGAGACCUGCUCUGUGCUGGCCAAGGCCCUGCACCAGGACCCGGCCUUCUCCGAGCUGCUGCUCAGCGACUGCAUGCUCACUGAGGACGGUGCCAGAGUGCUGCUGUCAGCGCUGUGUGAGAACACCUCGGUGAGAGUUCUGGAUCUGAAGCGGCCUAGCCUCCAGGCCCGGCUCCGCAGGCAGGCGACCGGACACAGGCGCCGGCCGCCCCUGGCCGUCUGA
Molecule: messenger RNA, 484 nt
Organism: Salarias fasciatus (jewelled blenny)
Lineage: Eukaryota; Metazoa; Chordata; Actinopteri; Blenniiformes; Blenniidae
Product: leucine-rich repeat-containing protein 45
Exons: 4
Coding region: 122-484 (120 amino acids)
Cellular component (GO): plasma membrane; centrosome
Source: RefSeq, a predicted model, not a curated record